Messenger RNA from Trifolium pratense (red clover), 1637 nucleotides. Its product is annotated as probable protein S-acyltransferase 17. Gene Ontology annotation, biological process: protein targeting to membrane; peptidyl-L-cysteine S-palmitoylation. Gene Ontology annotation, cellular component: Golgi apparatus; endoplasmic reticulum. The transcript has 10 exons. Gene Ontology annotation, molecular function: protein-cysteine S-palmitoyltransferase activity. Lineage: Eukaryota; Viridiplantae; Streptophyta; Magnoliopsida; Fabales; Fabaceae. Bases 89 to 1249 code for a protein of 386 amino acids. The record is from RefSeq and is a predicted model, not a curated record.
AAGAUAAAAAUGGCGGAGAAUUGAAUUAGAUUUGAUCGUAGAAAGAAUCAGAGUUUGGUAAUGGGGGUAGGUUUGUUAUUAGCGUGCCAUGGAUUGCUCACUGCUCUGGUUGUCGUCUCUUUCCUCUGCGGUCGUUGGCCUAUUUUCGAAGGCACUUUCAUUCAACGCAUUCACUUUUUCCUCACUUUCGGCGCUUACGAUUACUUCUUGUUUGCGUUUUGUCGGUGCUGUUUUUGGCUCUAAGUGUACCAAUGCUGUUCUCUCUGUUGAAUCUUAUUGCUGCGAUCGUCCCAAUCCUCUAUUACAGAUCAUAUAUCUUGUGAUAAUCAGCUUUUCAUAUUAUUUUGUUGCCAGCUCUUCCUUUACGUAUAUCCCCGGUUACUAUUUAAGUGAAACUCACAAGUACACAAGCUUCUUAGCAGUUGCUGUUGGAAUUCUGCUGUUUCUUUUCACUAGCUGUACUGAUCCCGGGGUAAUAAAGGCUGACAAUGUUUCUCAGUAUCUUGCUGCUUAUCCCUAUGAUAAUAUCAUUUUUUCAGAGAAACAAUGUUCCACUUGCAAAAUCCCAAAACCUGCUAGAUCAAAGCAUUGCAGUAUUUGUGAUCGCUGUGUUGCACGCUUUGACCAUCACUGUGGAUGGAUGAAUAAUUGCAUAGGGGAAAGAAACACCAGAUAUUUCAUGGCUUUUCUUUUAUGGCAUUUUCUUUUAUGUAUGUAUGGCACAGUUGCCGUUGGUUUAAUUCUUGCUGGAAGAUUAAAAGAAUUAAAAGUUGUCUAUAUUCUAACAGUUUAUUAUGGAAUAGACAAUUCUUUUUGGGAUUUAGUUCCUCAUGUUGUACAGUGGUUGUUGGGAUCUUACAAUACUCAGAUUCUUCUUAUAGUGUUCCUUGCAAUUAUUGGGAUGCUGUUAGCCGGAUUCUUUGGUUACCAUGCAAAGCUUUGCCUUAGCAACACUACCACUAAUGAGACCUUUAAGUGGCAAGAGUACAUGGACUGGCAAAUAAAGUUAAAAGAAGCACAGGUCAGUGCUGCUGCGCUAAGACAAAGUGUCAGUGGAAUAAACAGUGAGAAAAAACAGCCCUCGUCGAGCAGCAAAUGGAGAGCAUUCUUCCGAAGAUCACCUCUAGAAGAUGUGGUAGUUGUUAAGAAUAACGUUUACAAUAAAGGUUUCUUGCACAAUAUUCAGGAGGUUAUUUCCCCUCUUUCUACAAGACAGUCCUUUAAACGAACAAAGUUGAAAUCCAGCUGAGUAUGCUCAGAACAUGCGUUUCCUUUUAGCUAUUGAAGGUCUUGGUGGUUGGCUAGUUGCACAUAAUUUUGAAUGGGUAUGUCUCUACAGUUCUUCAGACUACCCCAUAAAUCAUUGUGAAAGCCAAAGACAUGAUAUUAAUUAUGUUGAAAGAGUCCAGGACUAGUUGUAGAUUGAAAAAUUGAUUAUUUGAUAGUUUUUGUGUCUGCGGAUGUGUUGGUUGUGCUGUACUGUUUCAUAUUAGCAAAAGUAGAAAGGUAUACACAGUGCAUUUUAUAUUUGUAACGAUGGAUCUUUCUCAUUUCAAAUAGUAAACGUCUCUCUGCCCUUGUUGUCUUUUAACACUUCUUUAAGACUUAUAUCCAUGAAAUUAAAGAUAUACCUUGAA